AUUUCGUAGUUCAAUAUCUAAAAUGAAGCUAACGGCAAUUUGUUUGCUGGUACUUGCAACGAUUGCAAUAGCAUCGGCCAUUCGUUUUGAUGAAUCUGAACCGGAUGGCUCGGAUUAUGAUGAAUCAGUUAGCCGACCAGCAAAAUCAAAGUGGCAACCGAAAAAAGAUUUUAAAAUUCACAUAGUUAAAAAACAUGGUCGGCAUGGAAAAGUUCGACAAAUUCAUUUAUAUCCAAUGAAAUCGAAUUAUCGAGAUCGCGAACGUGAUUCACACACCGAAUCUGAAACCCAUGAACAUGUUGGAUAUACGAGCAAACAACAGGAAGCCGCAGCGGCUGAAAGUUCAAAAGUAGAAAAAAUGAUUGAUGUCGAUGGACACGACCAAGAUAAUGCCGGCUCAGACCAUCAUUAUGAACAUAAACAAAAGAUUAAAGUUAAACAUCACCAUCACCAUCAUCAUCACAAUCACAUCAAGACCAUUGUUAAGAAGGAACCAUUCCCAGUUGAAAAAAUCGUGAAGGUGCCACAACCCGUGCCAGUAGAAAAAAUUGUAAAAGUUCCAGUUGAAAAGAUUGUAAAGGUCCCCCAAAUCGUCGAGAAAUUGGUCCAUGUCCCAAAGCCGUACCCUGUUGAUAGGGUUAUAGAAAAGGUCAUUCCGAAACCAUACCCUGUGAAAGUGACCGAGGUGAAGGAAGUGAAGAUUCCCGUGCCUGUUGAAAAAAUCGUAGAGAAAAUUGUCCAUGUCCCCAAGCCCUAUCCCGUAGUAAAACAUAUCCCAGUUGAAAUCAAAGUGCCAGUUCCAAUUGAAAAACCCGUUCCUUACACAAUUGAAAAGAAGGUUCCUUAUCCCAUAAUUAUUCCAAUAAAAAAGCCUCAAUAUCACCAUUCCUAUCAUCAUGAUUUCAAUUCGCAUCACCAUGGAGGACAUGACUCCCAUCACCAUGGAGGACAUGACUCCCAUCAACAUCUCAAAACCUACGACCACCAUACAGACUUCACAAACAAUAAGUACCAACAUAUAAACGCUCAACGACCCCAUUCGUCCGAGCAAAGUGCUUCAUCUUCGUCGUCGUCGUCGCAAUCAAAUGAGUUCCAAGAAUUUGCGCCGCGACCAGAACACUUGCGUGAACAACAAGGAAAUACGCAACAACAAGAGCAUCAUACAAACCUAUUUUCGCCUUCACAACAACCAGAAACGCCGUACAAUCAACAACAUCAAUUGCACCAUCAGCAACAGUAUGCUCAAUUACGCAGAGAUUUGUUGACACGUGAAAGAAUGCGUUCAAGCAGCGAAGAAAGUGAAGAUGAUUCAACCGAAUUCCGGCCGAUGAUGUCAUCGCAAUCGGCUGAAUAUAUGUCACCGUCAAAUAAUGUCGAAACCGUUGUACCACCACCACCAAAUCAACAAACCCGAUCCACAUUCCACAUUAAUGUGCCCAAUGAAGAUAAUGAGCCCGAAAAAGAAGCCACCGCCACCAGUGCCCAAACAAAUAAUCAAUACACACAUAACAUCGAAAUUCCGGUCCAUUUUUACCGAUUACAGCCACUUGAAAAUGGAGAAGGCUUUACGAUCACAUCUUAAAAGUGAAGAAAUAUUAUAUUGGUUACAAUUCCACCGAAUUUGUUUUGAGCAUAUUGAAAUUUAAUUGUACGAACAUUUGUAGUCAUAGUGAAUAAAAAACGCGAAACGAAACGAACAAAGAAACCGAA
Contarinia nasturtii (swede midge) is the source of this 1710-nucleotide messenger RNA. RefSeq lists its product as uncharacterized. The record is from RefSeq and is a predicted model, not a curated record. The transcript is spliced from 15 exons. The coding region runs from base 23 to 1582 and encodes 519 amino acids. NCBI's taxonomy places the organism in Eukaryota, Metazoa, Arthropoda, Insecta, Diptera, Cecidomyiidae.